CGGCCACCCGCGCUCCCCGCUGCGUCGCCGCCAUCACGGCGGGGGCCUGGGCCGGCGAGGGGAGGACGGGGAUGGCGAGGCCAGCCCCGGGAGGACGCUCCGGGGCAGGAGCGCGGCGGGAGGGCGGCCGAGGCGCGACCUCAGCCCGGCGGCUUGGGGCGUCGAGGGCGAGGGAAGCAUGUGCCGGGGGCAUGGCGGGGCGGCCCGGGCGGGGGGCGGCGGGGCUGGGGGCGCGGUGGCGGGGGCGGGGAGGUGGAGCCUGGCUGCGGGGACCGCCGCUUCCCUCCCCCGUCGGCCCCUCACCUGGCGGGGCCGCCCCUCGCCAGGGGGCCGGUUCCACGCGGGGCGCAGGCCUCGCCCGCCGGCCCUCCCCGUUGCCGCCGCCGCCGCCGCCGGGCCCCGCGUCCGCCGCCAGCCGGCUCAGGCCCCAGCCGCCGCCGCCGCCUCCCCCUCCAUGGCCGCCGCUCUCGCCGGCUGCAUUGUGGGAAGCUGACCUCACUCGCUGCUGCCGCCGCCCCGCCGGCUCCGGCACUCGCCGCCAUGGGGGCCGUGACCGACGAUGAAGUUAUCCGCAAGCGACUCCUGAUCGAUGGUGAUGGUGCUGGUGACGACAGGCGGAUCAAUUUGUUGGUGAAGAGUUUCAUUAAGUGGUGUAAUUCCGGAUCUCAAGAGGAAGGUUACAGCCAGUACCAACGAAUGCUGAGUACUUUAUCACAGUGUGAAUUUUCAAUGGGGAAAACUCUACUGGUGUAUGAUAUGAACCUGAGAGAAAUGGAAAAUUAUGAAAAAAUCUAUAAGGAUAUAGAAAAUAGUAUAGCUGCAGCACAUGAGAAGAUUUCUGAAUGCAAAAAACAAAUCCUGCAAGCAAAAAGGAUUCGAAAAAAUCGCCAGGAAUAUGAUGCAUUGGCCAAAGUCAUACAGCACCAUCCAGACAGACAUGAAACACUGAAGCAGCUAGAAGCUUUGGGAAAAGAACUGCAACAUCUUUCUCACAUUAAAGAAAAUGUCGAAGAUAAGUUGGAGCUGAGAAGAAAACAGUUUCAUGUUCUCCUGAGCACUAUCCAUGAACUUCAGCAAACCCUGGAAAAUGAUGAAAAACUUUCAGAAGCUGAAGAAUCUCAAGAAACUCAGAUGGAAACAGAGACCAAACAGUAGAUGUAAUAUGAAGACUGACUAUACUAUUGAAGAAUGUCCAAGUGUCUUCACUUUGUGAUGAAACCAACAGUAAGAGAGACAGAGCCGAAAAAUAGUUUUCUACUGCUUCUGUGAAUUUUUAUACAAAAAUACUUGUUUGCUUAUGCUUCGGGGGAAAACAGUUGCAGAUCUGUGCAGACAGGCAAUUUGCAUUGAUCAAAAAACUUUGUAAUUUGUGACAAGAAAUAUAUUUUGUUUUACAAAGGAUGAAGCUUCUGCACAGUACUUGUGAACUAUGGUGUUUGCAAAACAUUGUCAAUAAAAGGUGUUUACAAAGA
Messenger RNA from Tyto alba (common barn owl), 1472 nucleotides. It is a transcript of the gene THOC7, whose product is annotated as THO complex 7. The record is from RefSeq and is a predicted model, not a curated record. Gene Ontology annotation, biological process: mRNA processing; mRNA export from nucleus. The transcript is spliced from 8 exons. Bases 541 to 1155 code for a protein of 204 amino acids. Gene Ontology annotation, cellular component: THO complex part of transcription export complex. NCBI's taxonomy places the organism in Eukaryota, Metazoa, Chordata, Aves, Strigiformes, Tytonidae.